AUGAUGGAGAGCAGGUUGUUCGUCCCCGGGGGCUCCAUUGACUCCCAGGACAUCUGGAUGACUUUGUUCUCACCGAUCCUUUCUAUCAGCCUGAUCCAAUCGAACAUCGACUCCAAUACAACAAAGAGCUGGAGCCGAGAGGUUUCCAGAAAUGGAGAGGAUGAUGAGGAUGGAGCGGUGUGUCUCACAAGUUCAAGACCAGAUGAGGGAGCUACAGAAUACCCUCCAAGCAUCUCUGAAUCUUCACCGAUCACCAGUACCACUUCCACUGUCCGGGGAGGCACGCUGCCCCAGUGUUCCCACAGACCAGCAAAUGGGCAGCCUGGAGACCAUCCCCCUCUCGUUCAAGCACUGUCCAGUCCCGAGCAGACCACUGUGCAGAGAGCCACAUUCCUGCAGUCCUGCCGGUUCCUAUGCUCCCCACUCCUCUUUCCACAGAACCUGCUGUUCGUGAUGUGGGGGACUCUACACAGCCUGUAUAUUGCCUCUCUUCAGCCCGAAGCGCAGCUCGACCAGCACCAGUGGUACCCAGGCGUGCAGCAUCAGACCAUCCACCCUGGCCGCAGCAGCAGCAAAGAGAAAUGA
Knipowitschia caucasica is the source of this 585-nucleotide messenger RNA. Lineage: Eukaryota; Metazoa; Chordata; Actinopteri; Gobiiformes; Gobiidae. The record is from the annotation of a GenBank genome assembly.